AGAGCGCAGCAGAGUGGAGAGAGAGAGACAGAGAGAGAGAGAGAUUUACUUCACGAUUACAGAAUAGGAAAGAGAAAGAGAGAGAAACAGGACAGAAAUAACCUGGGAUAUUAAUGAGAAUGAAUAAAGAGCGGCUGGGAGAAUCAGAAAGAUUUGGAUUUAUUCUGCCAUUAAAGAAAUAAAAAAAUAAUAAAGAAAGCUGAAGAUUGAGAAGAAAAUCAGAAAGCGCGUGCCGGAUUGUCUAUAUUUCCUCUGUGUGGAGUUUACACAGGCUCUGACCAGGAGUUUGUGUUGUUUUUCUCUUGUUUGUGUUAUGCACCUGUUAUACGCGCUUCUAACGGAUAUGUGCGCUGCACGCGCUGUGCUCGGGACGCGGUGUGGAGCGCGUGGAGAGCGGGGCGCACGCUGGAGCACCUUUCUGCACGUUUGUAAAAAAGAAGGAGUGAAAGAGAGGGAUGAGUAAAUAACUACAACAGCACCCUGUUUGUUUUCUUUUGGUUUUUUUUUACAACUUUUUCGAUUUUUGGGAAGGAUGGUGAUGAUUUUGUUAUUAAUGACACUUUUGGCUGGAGCACAUGCGCAGUUGCGCUACACGGUGCUGGAGGAGCAGGAGCGCGGCACGGUGGUGGGGAACGUGGCCGAGGACCUGGGGUUAGAUGUCACCAAGCUGUCUGCACGCCGCUUCCAGACGGUGCCGGUCCCGAGCUUGCCGCGCACAUCACCACCUCCGGCACUGCUCGAGGUGGAUCUAGAGAGCGGAGCGCUGGUGGUGCGUGAGCGUGUGGACCGAGAGGAGCUGUGUGGCAGGAGUACUCCAUGCCUCGUACACCUGGAGAUGUUCCUCGAGGAGCCGCUCGAGCUUUUCCGUGUCGAGACGGAGGUGCUGGAUGUGAACGACAACGCACCACGUUUUCCACGCUCCGACAUCGCCGUGGAGAUCAGCGAGAGCGCCACGCCUGGAACACGCUUCCCCGUAGAUGGUGCCUUCGACCCAGACGUGGGCACAAACUCACUGAGCGCAUACGCCAUCACAAGCAACGAGCACUUCCGCCUGGACGUACAGACUCAGGGCGACGGGAGCCGGUACGCUGAGCUGGUGCUGGAAAAACCAUUAGAUCGUGAGAAACAGGCGGUGCACCGGUAUGUGCUCACAGCUGUAGAUGGAGGACAGCCUCAGAGGACUGGAACCGCACUUCUGGUGGUCACUGUGCUGGAUUCAAAUGACAAUCCGCCCAUCUUCGACCAGUCUGUGUACUCGGUCACGCUGCGUGAGAACUCCCCCGUAGGCACACUCGUCAUCCAGCUGAACGCCACCGAUGCAGACGAGGGCAGUAACGGGGAGGUGGUGUACACGCUGAGCAGUCAUAACCCACCGCGCAUACGUGAACUGUUUGCUGUUGAUGCACGCACGGGCCGUGUGGAAAUCAUAGGGGAGGUGGAUUAUGAGGAGAGCAGCACCCAUCAAAUUCAUGUCCAGGCCCGAGACAUGGGGCCAAACGCAGUCCCGGCACAUUGUAAAGUCCUGCUCAAGCUGGUGGAUGUAAACGAUAAUGCACCUGAGAUCGGAUUCAGCACUGUGACGGAGUCUGUUAGCGAACGCGCGACUCCUGGCACUGUAGUCGCCAUGCUCAGCGUCUCGGACAGAGACUCAGGUGAAAAUGGCCGUGUUACCUGUGAACUUCUUGGUGGGGGAGCGAGUGAGGAUGCUCCACCCUUCAAGCUUAAGCCUUCCUCACUGAAGAACUACUACACCAUGGUGACAGACGGAGCGCUGGACCGUGAGCAUGUAGAGUCAUACACACUUACGGUGGUAGCACGAGAUAACGGCACUCCACCACUGACCACCAGCAAGUCCAUCCGGGUGCGCAUAGCAGACGAGAAUGACAAUGCACCACGUUUCGCACAGGCCAUCUAUGAGGUGCACGUGACAGAGAACAACGUGCCUGGGGCAUAUAUCUAUGCCGUGACCGCUACGGAUGAGGACACUGGUGAGAACGCACGUGUUACUUACUCUAUAGAGGAGCGUGAGAUCCAGGGCAUGUCUGUACUGACGUACGUUUCCAUCAACGCAGAGAAUGGCUACGUGUAUGCACUACGCAGCUUCGAUCACGAGCAAAUCAGGGAGUUUAGCUUUACGGCGCACGCAGCAGACUGCGGAACCCCUGUGCUCACGACCAAUGCAACCGUGAGAGUGAUUAUAGUGGACCAGAACGACAAUGCACCGACCGUGAUCGCCCCACUGGGCAAAAACGGUACAGCAGCACGUGCCCCGUUGCCCCGGUCGGCAGAGCCGGGUUACCUGGUGACACGAGUGAUCUCCACAGAUGCGGAUGAUGGUGAAAACGCACGUCUCUCGUACAGCAUUGCACACGGAAAUGACCUCGGCUUGUUCCGCAUGGACUGGAGGAGUGGUGAAUUGCGCACCGCACGGCGAGUGAGUGGCGGGAAACGGGACUCUUCGCUGCAGUCUCAGUUAAACCCUCGUGCCUAUGAACUACUGAUUGAGGUCAGGGACCAUGGGCAGCCACCGCUUUCCUGCUCCGCCCGCAUCAGUGUGGUGCUUGUGGACGGCGCUGUAGUGACCCUGGACGAGGAAGGACGGGAGAAGGAGGGUAGAGGGGCACGGGGUGGGGCUCGAGGGUCAGCCAGGUCUGAUGAGGGAGCACCAGAGAUGACGCUUGUGCUCCUUGUGGCUCUUGGCUCCGUGUCAUCCGUUUUUCUACUGGCCAUGAUUGCUCUGGCUGUCCGGUGCCGCCGGAAAGACAAAAAAUUCAGUGCGCUCACAUGUCUGACCGGAGACUGCUGCUCUUGCUGCGGCUCCUGUUGUGGCCGGCGGUCACGGGGACGGCAAAAGAAGCUCACCAAGUCGGAUAUUGUGUUGGUGCAGAGCAAGACGGCGGCGCAGGUGCCCGUGGAGGAAUCCGGGACCGGGGGCAGUGGCGCGUUCGGGACACACCUUCAUCAACACCAUCACCACUGCUACCAGGUGUGCCUCACACGGGAGUCUGCUAACACCACCGACCUGAUGUUCCUGCAGCCAUGUUGCAGCCCGUCACGCAGCACCACGGACACGGAGCACAGCAGCACAGCACGAGGAGCUGCUGCCGUCCUUCUUACUGACCAGCAACCGGACAUCAUAUCCAACGGCAGUGUCUUAUCCGGAGAGAUAAAACAUCAGAGGACAGAACUCAGUUACCUUGAUAGACCACGUCGUGUUAACAGUUCUGUCUUUCAGGAGGACAUUGUGAGCUCUAAAGACAGUGGUCAUGGAGACAGUGAGCAGGGAGACAGUGACCACGAUGCUACAAAUCGCCUGCACUCCUCUGACCUGUUCUCAAACUGUACAGAUGAGUGUAAAGCUCUCGGACACUCUGACCGUUGCUGGAUGCCUUCAUUUGUCCCCGGUGACGGUCGUCAUGGUGCUGAUUACCGUAGCAACCUACAUGUCCCAGGGAUGGAUGCAGUGAUGGACGGAGAGGUAGAGACGAGCGUGUCCACCGAGGACGAUCCGUCUUUCUCAACAUUUGGGAAAGACAGAUUGCAUCACCACGGCACACACACGUCUCACACACACUCCUAUCUGUCGAGGAAGAGGAUUUCCUAGCACCUUCUGCUCAGACGUCUCCUCGGAAACCUCGUGAUCUGGGAGUGAAGCUCCGCCCCCUGUUUACACUUUUAUUUUUAUUCUAGUCCUGAGUGAUUUUUUAAUUUUCACACUGAACAGAAACGCUGGAGUGAGAGCGUGCUCAGCAGGACUGAGGGAACAACGCUUCUCCACUAAUACAGGACAGGAAGAAAGGAGGACAGGAGGAACAGAGGAAGAGAAAAAUGGAGUGAUAAAAAAAGAUGAACAGAAAAACAAAGAGGAGGAAAAAAAAAGCUCCUGGACAUGGAGCGGUUUAUUCUCUCUGUAAAAUCUGUCUUUCUCUCACACCAGAAAGUGAAUAAUCUGAGCCCUUUAGCUCUCUCUCUCUCUCUCUCCCACACACACACACACACACACACACACACACACACACACACACACACACACACACACACACACACAAGCUUUGUAUAAAGUGCAGCCCCAAAAAGUCUCUCUAUCUGAUUAUUCUGUAUUUUUCUAUUUAUCGUUUUUUCCAUUUUCUCUCUCUCUCUCUCUCUCUCUCUCUCAACCCCCCCUCCACUCUCUCUCUCUCUCACCCCCGUCUCUCUCUCUCUCUCUUAACCUCCCCUCUUUCUCUCUCUCACCCCCUCCUCUCUCUCUCUCUCUCU
Messenger RNA from Hemibagrus wyckioides, 4257 nucleotides. RefSeq names its product protocadherin 10a (gene pcdh10a). The coding region runs from base 533 to 3604 and encodes 1023 amino acids. The record is from RefSeq and is a predicted model, not a curated record. Gene Ontology annotation, molecular function: calcium ion binding. The transcript has 5 exons. NCBI's taxonomy places the organism in Eukaryota, Metazoa, Chordata, Actinopteri, Siluriformes, Bagridae. Gene Ontology annotation, cellular component: plasma membrane. Gene Ontology annotation, biological process: homophilic cell-cell adhesion.